Messenger RNA from Colletotrichum higginsianum IMI 349063, 1386 nucleotides. RefSeq names its product Cra-b-like protein. NCBI's taxonomy places the organism in Eukaryota, Fungi, Ascomycota, Sordariomycetes, Glomerellales, Glomerellaceae. The record is from RefSeq and is a predicted model, not a curated record. The transcript has a single exon. Bases 1 to 1386 code for a protein of 461 amino acids.
AUGCUCACUCUCCCAGGAUCGUACGAUGAUGUGAAGAAAUACACCGACGACCUGCUGGAGUUCAUUAACACGCCUCUGGUCCGCCAGAUCACGGGCGGAAUCCACGUCAACGACGCCCUGAUUCACGACGCAUGGGAGGCCUUGCCCCCGGAGUGGACGGCCUGGUGGACCUCGCUGCCGGAUCACCGCCUGGCCCAGCAGGACUUGAUUGACAGCAUUGAAGAACCGACCAACACGGUUUCCACAACAGGCGAGCACGGCGAUGACGGACUAUCCCGGCUUUUACAAGGCCGGCCGGCGUCUCUCACCGAAUGGUUAAAGACGCUCCAAUCGCUCUCGCUCCCCCGUGCCCAACGGCCAGGCCCGAGCACCACGCUGCCGGACGUCCUGGCGAGCCGCAUGAACACCAAGAAAAAGGCCGAGGUCUCCAUCGCCGUUGCGUACAUCCGGAGCGUCUGCGAGGCCAACGACAUCACCCACGUCAUCGACAUGGGAUCCGGACAGGGCUACCUCUCCGUGUCUCUCGCCUUUCUCUUCCCGGACCUCCGGGUGCUCGCCAUCGACGGCAGCGAGUCCCAGAUCGCCGCGUCGAGCGCGGCCGCCGCCGGUCUCGGCAUCCCCGAAGGCCGAAUCCGGCAUCUGCGGCGCUACGUCGACGGCACACCCCCGCUGGCGGCGGAAAUGGCCGCCUGGGCCCGAGGGAACAGGUGCAUGCUCGUCGGUCUGCACGCCUGCGGGAACCUCUCGGAGCACAUGCUGAAGUACUUCACCGCCGCGUCCUUCAUCUCGCACCUGGGCGCCAUCGGCUGCUGCUACAACCACAUCGUCCCGCGUUCCGCCGCUUGCCCGGACGGGUUCCCCAUCAGUGCAAGGAUGAGAGACGGAGGUCUGGUGCUCAGCGCCACGGCGCUGAUGACCGGUUGCCAGGCGCCUAAUAACUGGGACAGGGCAGACCUCACCAAGGAGGAGUCUGUCUACUCCAAACGGCGCUUUUACCGGGCCCUCUUGGAAAAGGUCUUCUUCGACAAGGGCAUCCGGCUCGACACCGAGAGCAGGCGGCCGGUCUGGGGUGCGCGGAAGGGCGACACGGCCAGCUUCGUGCAGUUUGCACGUAGGGCGGUGGGGGUUCUCGGUGUUGACGGGAGCGGCAUCCACGACGACGAGCUUGCGUCGUACGAGAGUCGGUACCGGGAUUACAGCAGCAGGAUCGCCAUCCUGUGGAUGCUCAGCGUGCUCUGCUGCAAGGCCGUCGAGAGCGUCAUUGCCCUCGAUCGGUGGUGGUUUCUCGUGGAAAACGGCGGGCACAACGUAGACGUUCUUCCGGUUUUUGAUUACAACGCUUCACCUAGGAACUUGAUGAUAGUAGCCAGCAGAGAUAUCUCAUAG